Messenger RNA from Plasmopara halstedii, 1365 nucleotides. RefSeq lists its product as uncharacterized. The record is from RefSeq and is a predicted model, not a curated record. Lineage: Eukaryota; Oomycota; Peronosporomycetes; Peronosporales; Peronosporaceae. Bases 1 to 1365 code for a protein of 454 amino acids. The transcript is spliced from 2 exons.
AUGCGGACAGUACCUGUAGUGCUCGCCCCUGGCGAAAGUACUACAGAUGACGAAGCGCUCUUUGAGCGAUGGGAGAGACAUGCGUGGGAAGACGCUCUUUGUGACGAAAAAGAGAGACGUGAAAGCGAAAGCUCCAAGUCUCGCACUUUAGCUCAAGGCAAUCAGCAGCUUCAAGCUGAAGUACUUGCGCUGAAAAAAGAGUUACAAACUGAGAAGGCAAGUGUGAUUCGAGAGGAAAACACGAACGAGGAACUUCGCGCCGCAUCAGAGACAGCAGCAAACUUUUAUAAUUCAGAGAUGACGGUAGCGAUGGAAAAGCAUCAGGAGCUUGAACGGGAGCUGGCUGAAUUACGUAGCCAACUGAAGGAAAAGGAAGAAGAUCGAGAAGAAAUAGCAAAUCGACUUCAGGAGUACGAAAAACGAAUUGCCAGUACUUGCGAAGCAAUGAAACAGCACGAGCAAGCGCAUGAACGUGAAAAGGAACGCUUGCGAGACGAAUGUGCAACCAUUGAGGCGAAGUGGAAGGAGGAGCAGGUAAAAUAUACAGCGCUCAAUCGCCUUCUGCUAGAAAAGAACGAAUUGAUUUUGAAUAUGACCAGCCGCCUCAAUCACGCAAAAAAUAGUUCGUGUACUGGCCGAUUAAGUGAUCCGUCGAAACAUCUCGAUCAUGGUGCUCUCUACAACGAUCAAGACAAUUGGAGUCAAAAUGAUGGGUGCCAAAAACAUUUAUGCAGACAAUCAGAUCGAGCAUCAAAUCGCAACGACUGUUUUCAAAGCUUAGAGCCGAAGCAAUCACACAGCCCCGUGAGUACAACCUUAUCUGCUACUCAAUGUCGACGUACGCAUCACGCUUUCUCUGUACAUCCAAUGGAUGAGUGCACAAGAUCUGGCAAGCUUCAAGAAAAGAAUGCUCAAGUUGAUGGAUCUCAGCUUGACAUACACACGAGUAAAGUCCACAGAGAUAUUCGCCUGCUUCAAGAGCGCAUUACAAAGAGGCUGGAGCAAGCUCCUGCUUAUGCAAAUUUCCCGACUCGACUUGAUCAAAGAGUCCAAUCAAGACAUUCAGAUUCGGUCCAGUCAUUGAUCAGCUCGUGCUCAUCCCUUUCGGACAAUUUUGACAGUGACACUGCUUUGAGGAAUAAGUCCGUGGCGACUAAUAUGCGGCGAGCACGUUUUAGAAGAUUUCAAAAGCAGAAGGAAGCAAAAUCAAAGGCAGCUAGUCCUAGGGUUCCCCGCUUGGCGAGUCGAGCUCAUGUUUUAGCAAGAAAUCUGAAUCAAAGCGACAGCAGCGCGUUUCUUACUAAACCUUCCAAGAAGAUGGCAGUGAGAAAAUCGAAAAUUUGUGGUGACGCGCAUUUCUCAUAA